AGGCCUACUUGUGAAGAAGAGGAUAUUCUCUGUUGGCUGACUUGACAACGAAUUUACAGAGUUUUGUUGCUAGGGAAUGUCUUCACAUCCUGUCUGUAUUCCUACAUGACUGUGUGGGGCAAUAUUCGGAAUGAAGCUGUCAUCAUGUCUUCCAUGGGCAAUGGCACUGAUAUCGAAGAAUUCUUGGUCAACAUUAACUUGGGACAGUAUCUUUCAAACUUUAAAGAACAUGGCUAUAACAUGGUGACAGAUUGUGUGGGAAUGAGUAACAGUGUGCUUCAGCAAAUGGGAGUGUUGCCUACUGGGCACCGCAGGAGGAUUCUUAAGCAGUUGGAUACCACUUUUUUAAAAAUGCAAGAAAAAUAUAUUUUCUCUGAAAAUCUAAAGCUCAAAGACUUGAAAGGAUUAGAGGAGAAGCAAUGUUCGUCCUCGGAUCAGGAAUCCUCAAUAAGCGAUUUAAAUGUAGAUGGGUCUGCAAAAACCAGCUUGAUAUCUGCAACGUUGCCAGUACAACCUGCUAAUAAAAGUCAUGUUGGUAAAGGCAAGCUCGAGCUUGCAGAGCAAAACUUAUCGGAGGGAAAAGAUGAUAACUUUACAGAUUUGGAAUUUUCUAGUUUAUACCAGAAUUCAGACAGCAUACUAAAAGCUAUCAAUCUAAGUAGAAGUAUUGAAACGAAUGCUCAGCCGGAUGCAUCACUGGAAGAAGCUGCUGCAUACCAAGCUGAUGAGCACUUGGAUGGCCAUUCAGCAUUUUCCCAUCCUCCUCCUUCGUUCGCUUAUUCAUGUGAGACAAAAUCCAGUGAAAACAAACAGCCGAUGUUUGCAGAUGAGGACAAUUUAUCUGACAGUGAGCCAAAUUCUCCAUUCUUUCAGUUUAAAGGAGAAAUGAUAGACAACGACUUAUAUGAUUCUUGUGCACAAAGCUGCACGAAAGCUGUUCCAAGAACAAGCCGGUCUUUUAUUUUAAGGCAUCGACCUGUUCCAGAAAUCCCAGAUUCAAGUAAAGUUGAAACUUUAUCAAGUUCCCUUCAGAAAAGAAGAAAUGUGGAGCUUUUAAAUAUAGCUUGUACUGGAAGACAGAUUUCACAGAAAAAUACUUUCACAGAAGAAAAGCCACCCAUCAUCUCUCCGUAUGGAGAAACCUUUCUUUGCAACAACCCUAACAAUGCUAAAGAACUUCAUGGAAGUGAAUUCUUGGAUUAUGAGAAUAAAUUGGAUUUGGAAAUGAAUGAAGAACACUCUUUUCACAAGGAAUGCUGUUCCCUUAACAACAAGGAAGAGAAGACAAAGGCCUGUGUGAGGAGUGAAGCUCUGUCUUCUGAGAACAAAGCAGUGCUACCAGAAGAGCUUGAAAGUGAAUCUGUAUAUUCUAUUGUGGAACAACAUUCUUUGUCUUUAAAGAAAAAGAAAAGUAAAGCGAAAUCCCAUUUAUCAUCAUCUAGUAAAAUCCACAGUGAAGAUUCAAAUUGCUUGGUCAGUAAGGGAAUGCAUCUUCGGACUUUUGAUGGAGAUCCAGCUUUGACUGUGAAUGAGUCAAUAACACCAUAUGCUUGUUUUUAUGGACCAUCAGCAAAGAAGGUUAAAGCUGGAUGGCUGGAUAAAUUAUCUCCUCAAGGCAAACGAAUGUUUCAGAAACGCUGGGUCAAGUUUGAUGGAGACAGCAUUUCCUAUUACAAUAAUGAAAAGGAAGUGUUUUCUAAGGGAAUAAUCCUUCUUUCUGCAAUAGCAACAGUAGGAGUUCACGGGGAGAAUAAAUUUGAAGUCGUCACAUCCCACAGGACUUUUGUCUUCCGGGUGGAUAAAGAAGAAGAAAGGAAUGACUGGGUUAAUACGAUGCUUAAUGCCUUGAAAUCGCAGUCUGAUAAUAACUCUCAGCCUCGAACUUCUGUUGCCCCUGAGAAAUGUGGAUAUCUUGAACUGAAAGGAUACAAAGCCAAAAUUUUUAUUCUACUUCAGGGGAAUACAGUGUGGAUCUGCAAAAAUGAGCAGGAUUUUAAGUCAGGAUUUGGUAUCACUUUAAUCCCGAUGAAUGUGGCAAAUGUAAAACAAGUGGAUCGGACUGCAAAACAGUCGUUUGAAAUAAUUACUCCCUAUAAAAGCUUUAGCUUUACAGCAGAGUCGGAAAGAGAGAAACAAGACUGGAUUGAAGCACUGCAGCAAUCGAUAGCAGAAACUCUGUCUGAUUAUGAAGUAGCUGAGAAGAUUUGGUUCAAUGAGUCAAACAGGAGCUGUGCUGACUGCAAAGCUCCCAAUCCUGACUGGGCAUCCAUCAAUCUCUGUGUUGUCAUUUGUAAGAAGUGUGCAGGACAACAUAGGUCUCUAGGACCAAGGGAUUCAAAGGUCCGGAGCCUAAAGAUGGAUGCCAGCAUUUGGAGUAAUGAACUUAUUGAGCUCUUUAUCAUCAUUGGAAAUAAGAGGGCAAACAGCUUUUGGGCAGGAAGUCUUUCUCCAGAUGAAGAACUGCACAUGGAUGCCUCUGCAGAAAAAAGGAUAGCAUUCAUUACAAAAAAAUACAAGGAGGGCUGUGAUUUCUAA
Messenger RNA from Tinamus guttatus (white-throated tinamou), 2535 nucleotides. NCBI's taxonomy places the organism in Eukaryota, Metazoa, Chordata, Aves, Tinamiformes, Tinamidae. The record is from RefSeq and is a predicted model, not a curated record.